Messenger RNA from Lutzomyia longipalpis, 5816 nucleotides. RefSeq names its product basigin-like. The transcript is spliced from 7 exons. The coding region runs from base 884 to 1723 and encodes 279 amino acids. Gene Ontology annotation, molecular function: cell-cell adhesion mediator activity. Gene Ontology annotation, cellular component: axon; plasma membrane. Gene Ontology annotation, biological process: axon guidance; dendrite self-avoidance; homophilic cell-cell adhesion. The record is from RefSeq and is a predicted model, not a curated record. Lineage: Eukaryota; Metazoa; Arthropoda; Insecta; Diptera; Psychodidae.
GACCGGGAAAGCAGCGCCAAAAGGUCAUAAAGUGAAUCAAAAAUCGCGACGUGAGCGCCGCACACGACGAAAGGUGGAAAGAAAAAAAGUCUUAUCAGAAAGAAUUUUAUUUUUUUGUAAAAAAGGUGCGAAAGUGAAAAUUCCCAGGCGCUAAAUGCAUCCAUUUCGGUACAAUUAGUGCUCGUGUGUCCACUGUGUCCGGCUGGCUUUGCAAGUUUCCGCGCGAGAGACAAGAGAAAAAUGAUUGUCUCGUGAUCCCCGAAAAAGGCAGUCGAAAAAUUCGCCAUUUUGUGUUCUUGUUUUUUUUAAAAUAAUCACACAGUUUAUUCGGGUUUUUCGUUGGUUCGCCGCUUCUUUUUUUCCACCUCCGUUCAUCACCCUCAUUUCACACACCGUACUUGUGCCCGCCCCAGCAUUUGUCAUACCCACCCUCAAUCCGGGAACGCACAGCAAAGGGAAAAAGCGACGUGUGUCACCCUCUAGUUCCAUCAUUCUCACUGACUGGCCCCCACUUUCCGGGACGACACGCGGGGCUGUUACCGUGGUGUUUGUGUUAUUGUGUGGAUGUACCCCGUGGGACACAUUGGACGACGACUACUCUGAGACAACAGCAGCCCCCGUGUUGUUUUGCCAAGGCCACACAGGGCGGCCCGCCAGGUGAGAACGAAAAAAACGACGUCGACGUCAAAGUUGGGAGGAGAGUCACGUCGCGGACGACAACCCCUUCCCAUCCCGGACUACACGCUCGCGGAAGGGAUAACUAACCGGAUUCAGUGGUAGCCGAUAAAUACCCCGUGGGCCCCAAUCAGACGGCGCCGCUCCCUUCCCCCCACGGACACGAGACUCUGCAUGACCACGAUAUAAAAUUGGGUCAAUAAUCAAGAUGGAGCACCACAAACUGAUUCCAUUUCUGCGAUAUUCACUGGCACUUUUGCUAUUUUUAGCGAUUUCGGCACAAGGUGAUCUAGUUCCAAAUUACGAUCAUAAAGAAGCUAAAUUAAAAGUAUUUGAAAUAAAACAACCACUGGUACUAUUCUGCAAUGUAACAGAGCCAGGAGACCACGAAAUUCAUUGGUCGAGAAAUGGCACCAGUGUGGAUAAAGUGGCGGAGUUAAAGGGCAGACACACGAUACUUAAGUCUGAAUAUAAACUCGUGAUUGAUCGAGCCCAGGAAUCCGAUGCUGGAUUGUAUACGUGUAGCCUCCCGCGAGGACAAAGUAAAGAUAUAAAUGUAGUCGCAAAUGUCGCUGUUAAAUUACCAUCUAAUAUGGCUGUAGUUGAAGGAGAAAGAUUAGCAAUUCAAUGUAUAGUCGUUGGAACGGAUCCAAUAAUUAAUUGGACAAUUCUCGAUAAUUUAACGUCAUCUGAAGGUGUAAUAUCAUAUUUACCAGAUGAGAAAAAUGUUAAAGAUGCAAUUUUAGUGAUUGAGAGUGCCCGACUCACGGAUCGUGGGAAUUAUUCAUGUGAAGCAAAUAACCUUGCGACGGAACAUCGCAUUACAAAGCCCGCGGUGGCUGUAACGUAUGUGCGAGUAAAAGGUAAACUCGCCGCACUUUGGCCCUUCCUAGGAAUUUGUGCUGAAGUAUUCAUUCUCUGUGCCAUAAUUUUAGUCUACGAAAAACGACGAAAUAAGGCAGAUCCCGAUGAGAGUGAUACAGAUCAGAGUCCUGAACAAAAACUCGAUCCGCAUGGUAAAGAGUCAGAUGUGAGACAGAGAAAGUAAAAAGAAAAAAAAGAACAUUAUCAUUAAAACAAAAACAAAAAACAAUGCAUAUUGCGUGAAAAAAAAAGUACAUACACACAUAUUAAAGUUGAGUUUAAAAAAAAUGCGAAUUAGGUUGGGUGAGGAAAAAUAAAGACGAUGAGAGAUGAUAAAGAAAGAAAAAACAUGAAAAUCAGUAGAAGAAAUAAAAUGUAAAAAAGUAGAUUUACAUUGGACGGAUCAUCAAUGAUCGGACAAACAAAAAGUUAAAAAAAAGAAACUUUAAAAGAAAUUUACCAAAAAAAAUUGGAUUUAACGAUUAAAGCGAUUAAAAAGAAAAUCUUCUAUUAAAAAUCUUUUCUCCAAAAUAAGGACAAUUAAGAAGAAAAAGUAUAAAAACGUAAAAAUAAAUCUAAAGAUCGUGAAUUAAACAAAUAUAUAUUAGCCACGAAACAUCAAGAAAAUAAAAAAAAGUAAAUAAAAUGAAAACUUUCGUGUAAAAAAAAUAAUUCCUAAAACUAAUAAAUUUGCCUUUUCAUUUUCUCGUUUAUUUUACUUUUAAAUAUUUCUGUGUUUUCUUUUUUUUUUCUUUUUAGUAUGUAAGUCAUUUAAAAAGAAAAAAAAAGAUCUAUAUAAUAAAAAAAACUUUAAAAAAUCAUUGAUGCAGUGAAGUUAAAAAAAAAUUCACCAGAGCGCUUUGUAAGAAUUUUAUUAAUAUUUUUUUAUAGUAUACACGCGCCUGAUUAUCUAUUAACUAUAUUAUAUAAAUAAAUAACUCUAUUGAUAUAUAAUCUAUAUAAAUACCUAAUAUAUAUAUUGCAAAAAAAAACUCCUAAUCUUGUUGAAUAUUACUUGUUUUUCAUACACAAUGCAAAGAAGAAAAAAAAUUUAAGAAAAUCGACAUAAAAACUCUUCACAAUUUUUUUGGGUCAAUUUUUUUUUAUUUCAUAACUCUUUUUGUAUUAUACAAUUUUAAAAAUAAAUAUAUUAAUAUAUAGAGAGAAAAAUUAAAUAUAUUUAUCCAUCGUAAAUGAAGAUAAAAAAAACGUAGAAGAAACAAAAAGUUUAACAUUAAAAUUAAAUUAAAGUUUAAUGAACAAAAAAAAUCGUUGAAAAUGACGCGAAAUUACUAACAAUUGAAUUAAAUACUUUUUUUUUGUUUGUCAUAAGAAUAUGUUAUCAGGCGAUUAAUUUGAGAAAUUUUAUUUUCUAAUUAAAUUUGCAAAACGUUGAUUGGCCUUUGGGAUGAGGUAUGCGUGCGUGGGCGUUCAAUGGGGGUGGGGUGGAGCAGGGGAGGGAGUUUAAAGAGCGCAUUUAACAUAAACCUGUGAGGAUAUUUUGUAUAAAUUUUGUUUGCAGAGAUUAAUUUUGAAAGUAGGGCAGGUAAUUGAUUGGACAAUUAGAUGAGCUUUUGCAAGAGCUUUGAUGAAAAUUUGCCAUAAUACCUAAUCAAUGAUCUGCAUUGAACAUUGAUGUGUUUUAAUUGAUUAUCUCCCGUCACUUCUUGUUGCCCGUUAAUGGCUCUGCUAAAGACAAUGAAAAUUACAUUUAUAGAGAAAAUAAUUUUUAAGCAGCGAUUCUUUUUUGAUCAGAAAAUUUGGCUUUUUAGUGAGGUGAAUGUUCCAUCUUGAUCAGGAUGAGUGGUUGAAGAAUCAUUUGCAACGGCUUAGUUGGAAUCUUGUUUAGCGUUUGAUGAUAUUUCUUUUGAAAGCAUUUAAGCAACCUAAUUUUGUUUGAAUUCUAUAGGAAAUAUAGAGAAAUUCUGACCAGCUAAUUAAAUUAAUAGAUCCUUAAAAGUUCAGACCAGGUUUUUCAGGUAAUUAAGGCUUUGCCUUAGAGGCCAAAAAAAUGAUUUCCCAGACGUGAAAAAUACAAAAAAUAAAAUUAUUAAACGUUUAAAAAAUCAUCAAACGUUAGAAAAAAAGUCGGUCAUUGAAGAAAGAAACGUCAAGCAAUGUUCUUCCGUUAAACAAUUCUAGGAGAGAAAAAGCCUCAAUCGGUAGAAAAAGAUCAUCAAACGUUCAAAAUGAAACAAGAAAAGUUAGAGAAGUAACAUCUAACGUUAGGAAAAACGAAAUUAAAUCGUUAGAAAAGCACAAAGAAAAAAAUAUCAAAUGAAACAUAAUAAAAUGAUUUUUGAAUGAAUCUUUCUGGCUGAGGCUUUGAUUUCACGAAUAAAUUAAGAGAAAUUUUCGUGAGGAAAGUGUUGCAUUUUAAUCAGGAAAAUAUUCCAUUUUGAUCAGGAAAACGUUUUGAAGCUGAUUUUGAUCAUUGAAGCUUAUUCUGUCUAAAUUGCAGUCAAAUAGGGAAGAAAGACGUGGAUUUUAUGCUUGCCAGCAUAAGACUUUUAUGUUUUCCAUCUUGACAUCAUCAAAACUAUGUUUUCUGUACCAUUCGGCAGCAAAUCUCCGAUUGAAUAAGCUUCAAGACUCUUUUUAAUCAUUUAGAACAUAUUUUCCUGGCUAAAAGACUAAUUUACUGAGAAAAAAUAAUUAUUCCAUAACUUUGCUGCCACGAUCGUCUCGCCCAAAGUUAAAAUAAUAAAGAACUAUAGGGUUGGUAUUGCUGAAAUUUUCAAUGAAGAAGUUGCAAAGUUAAAAACAAAAGUCCUACAAGAAGGGAAUAAAGUUUGGGAAGUUUCUUACCUAAAAUUGGAACUCUUUCCGUUUUUGAUUUUUAACAGAAGCUCUUUUCGUUAAAUUUCACACAAAUUGGCCAUUGUACUUAAAGCACAACAAGAAUGAAAAAUUAAAAAAAUAUAUAUCACAGGUGGGACGUCAGAAGAAGGGAAUGAGAAAGAAUAUAAAAAAAAGACAUAAUUAAUUUAUUAAAAGAAAAGAAAUUGAGUUUGGGCUCGACCAAGAAAACCUAAAACCGAAUUGCUUAAUCAACUUUGCAAAUAUUAAUUACAAAUAAAAAUUUUCAUUAUGUACAUAAAAUACAUAAAAGUAGGUAACAUAAUAGUGAUUUAAAAAAACAAAAAAUUAAAUUUUAAAAGAGAAGGAAAGUAUCUCUAAUAUUAAAAAAAAAGAAAAAUUUUAGGUAUUGUUGAUAAUGUAAUUUUGAAUAGCUAUUAAUUAAUUGAUUAAAUUGAGAAAACAAUGAGCUAAUAGAAGUAACUUUUCACAUCCUUUUUUUUCUCUUUACUUUAUUGGUUUUUUUUUUAUAUUCUUGUAGCAGAUCUUUAAACAUUUUUUAAAAAUAAAAUUAUUCAUCAAGUGAACUCUUCUUCAACAUUAUACAUAAUUGAUCUUUUACGUGUUGCCCCCAGAAGUACUUACUUUGUAUUGUUUUGUACUUAAAACCCCUUUGAAAGACGCAAGAAAUAGCAUGAAAACUUGUAAAAGAAAUCGAAGAAUUGAUCAAAUAACAAUUGAAUCAAUUCUUAAUUCUAAAUCACAAAAAUUUCAUCUAAAUUCCAGGAAAUUACUUUGAAAAACAAAAAUAUUCAAACUUAGGCCUUUUAAAGAAAAUUCUAAAAUUUAAUAAUAAAAAAAAUCUUAGAUUCCUCAUGCUAUAUAUUAUGUCUUUUGUGGACUAAAAUUACAGAUCCUCAUCAAACUUUGCCAUAAUUUUAAUUUCUCAAAAUAGAGGUUGAUUUUGUAAAUAAAAAUCUUUUUUUUGUGUAAUAGUAAGAGAAAAAUGAAGAGUUCACUGCGUAAGAAAUGUUCUAAAAUUUGUGUUAGAUAUUUCUUCGAAAGAAUCGAUAGAGGUUAACAAUAUUAGAAAUUGAAAAUUUAAAUUUUUUAUAUAGUUUUCAUAUUUUUCAAAUAAUUUGUAGAUUUUUUUCUUUGGUUUUUUUUUCCAUUUGUAAUAGUUUAACGAAAAAAUCUCUAGUCUAAUGACGUAGAAACUUAAAAACAAGUGAAAAUAUAAACGUAGAUUCUAGAGAGAAAGAUUAAACAAAAACAAGUUUCAAAAAAAAGGCAAAAAAUUCAACAAAAUCUUCAGGAAGUUUUUUUCUUUUAAAAAAAUUAUUUUCUCUGAUUUAUUCAACGUAGAAAAUCGUAGAGCUGGAAAUUAGAUAAAGCAGAGAAGAAAAAAAAUAACCAAUGUUACAACAAAAAAUGUUCUUUUUUGUAUUAUAUUGAAAAAUAAUUACAUCUUACCAUUA